UUUUCGAGUUUCUUUUGCUGCUUGUCAACACGUGUUUGGCAUGGACUGCGCUUGUAUCGGAAGCUAAAAGUUAUUUUAUUUAUACAAAUAUUAUUUAUUGUUCAUUAUUAAUGAAAAUAAAAAUUAAGUGACCUGCGCACAAAUAUAAAAUAUUUUAAUAAUGGCAAUGCUCGCAGAACCGCGUCGUCGCAAGCGGUACAAUUUGUGUCCGCGCGGCAAGGCGCUCUACGAAGAUGAUACGCGCUUUGGCACGAAAAUGCUGGAGAAAAUGGGCUGGACGAAAGGCCGUGGCCUGGGUGCGAAUGAGGAUGGUGCCCAAGACUUUGUGCGUUUGCGCUUCAAGAAGGAUAGCAAGGGAUUGGGUUUCGAAGCGCGCGAUGAUCAAUGGACCACACAUGACGAAAAUUUCAAUGGGCUGUUAAAGACCCUACAUGGCGGAGAGGACAAUGGCAAUGCAUCUGAAUCCGAAGAAGAAGCCCGACCCAUGGGCUUUGGCUUCAAAGCGGAAGUGGCCGCUGCUGAAGAGGCAAAGCCAAAUAAGCUCAAGGAAAAGUUAACAGGAAUAUCCCUGGAGGAGAAAUCCAAGCAGAGUAAAGCUCGCGUGCAUUACAAGAAGUUCACACGUGGCAAGGAUCUAGCACAAUAUAGCGAAAAAGAUCUGGCAAACAUAUUUGGCAAGAAGGUUACAGAAGAAACUGAGAUUCCGGUGCAGAUUAAAAAACAGGAAGUAGUACAGGAGAAACCUGUCAAUCCUAACUUUGGAGGCCUUUGUACUAUAAGCACUGGGGUGUCUGUCAAUGAUUACUUUAAGCAGAAAAUGGAAGCAAUGAAGCAAAAGCCGGCGCAAAAUAAAAAUGUUGAAAAUACCUCGAUGAACGGAACAGCGAAUGAAAUAGCAAAUGGAGAUGCAAAUGUCGAAGAAGCGCCUAUUAAAAAGAAAAAGAAAAAGAAGGAUAAGAACAAAGAAAAAGAACAAGAGAUAGUGGAAACUGAAGUGCCAGCGGAAGCAGUGCCAGAAGAACCGUCCAAGAAGAAAAAGAAGUCAAAGCGUGCAGCCGAAGAGAAUGCGAAUGAGGAGAAAGAAGAGCCAGAAACAGAGGCAUCUAAUCAGCCAAAGCGCAAAAAGAAAAAGAAGGAUAAGGAAGAGAUGGUGGCGUGCUCUGAAGUAGCUUCAGCGGAAGAAGAGCCUAAAAAGAAGAAGAAAAAAUCUAAGAGAAAUGAGGAAACCAGUGUGGAAACAGAGGUUAGCGAAAAGUCUGCCAAAAAGAAAAAUAAAAAGAACGUAGAACUAACAGAGGAGCCAAAAUUAACAGAGCCGGUUCCAGAUAAAAGCGAAGACAGUAAAAUAGAAGACAAUGAAGAGAAUGAAGUCGAAUCGAAAGGGGAAACACCUCAAGAAAAAACAGAGAAGCCUGCUAAAAAGAAAAGCAAGAAAAGUAAAAAAGAGGACAGAGAGGAACCGCAAUUACAAGACGAAACUAAAUCGAUGACAAGCAACGCACCCAAUGGUGAUGACCUUGCAAACAACCACACCACCACAGAGCAAUCAGAGCUCGCCAAUGAGAAAGAGCCUGAAACUGAAGUAAGUGAAGACGAAGCAGAUAACAGAGGCAAACGCUAUCUAUCAAUGAAGCAUUUGCUAAGUUGGAAAAACUCAUUCAAUGUAUUCACAAUCUCUUCAUUUUGCGCAGAAAAGUUUCACAUCUUAGAUAUGGGAGCGUUCAAGAACUCCUCGCUGAGCGAAAUAGCCGGCUACUCCUUCGAUGAGAAUAUUCAAGUCAGUGUCAUGGAGAUACCGUCGGAUGCGGUACGCAUCAUGAGCCUGUGGGAGGGCAGGCGUUCAAAAUAUUCACAAAAAACAGACGUAGAGCGGACACGCAUUAUGGUAAAAAAGCUGAAAUAUCAGAGAAUCACGACUUCUCACCUUAAAAAGUUAAACAAAUGUAAUGCCUUCUCAGGACUGUAGUUAAUAAUACAAAACGUAAAUAUUAAUAAA
Molecule: messenger RNA, 1996 nt
Organism: Drosophila navojoa
Lineage: Eukaryota; Metazoa; Arthropoda; Insecta; Diptera; Drosophilidae
Cellular component (GO): nucleolus
Molecular function (GO): nucleic acid binding; telomerase inhibitor activity
Source: RefSeq, a predicted model, not a curated record